Molecule: messenger RNA, 1793 nt
Organism: Amaranthus tricolor (Joseph's coat)
Lineage: Eukaryota; Viridiplantae; Streptophyta; Magnoliopsida; Caryophyllales; Amaranthaceae
Product: F-box/kelch-repeat protein At5g26960
Exons: 1
Coding region: 99-1352 (417 amino acids)
Molecular function (GO): protein binding
Source: RefSeq, a predicted model, not a curated record
UUCAUUUUUUUCACUCCCAAUCGAAUCCAAUUCUCACUCCAUCCAACUUGUUCACCUCCAUUGAAAAAAGCUUCCAUUUCUCUCUCUUACCUCCAUCAAUGGCGAUAGAGAGAGAAACUAACACUUGUAAUUCACGCCAAUUCUCACUUUUCAUCAAAUCUUGUUGUCCAAACCCAAACAACCCAUCUCAACCCAUCAUUCCAUUACCUCAAACCACCACAAAGCCUCCAAAAACUAAACUAUUUUCUUCAAAAACCUCCAUUGCUACCCUUCCUGAUGAUCUUCUCUAUGAAAUCUUAUCUAGGGUCCCACUUUCUACUCUCCCUUCGAUUGCCGCCGUCUGUCGCCGUUGGGCCCACCUGCUUCAAUCUUCUACUUUCUCUCUCCUCCGUCGUAACUACCGUCUUCUUCACUCUACUAUAUUCGCGUUUUCUCUCUCUUCUGUUUCUACUCUUCGUUUGUUCGUAGAACCUUCUUGGAAACUUCCACCGCAAAACGACGUCGUGAUAGGGGGUGUACAUUUUCACACGGAUUUCUCGCACGCCCGUGUUGUUGGUAUUGGGAGGAAGAUUUUUAUAAUUACCCGGUCUAAUUCUUUUGUUUUUGAUCCUUGGACUGGGUUAGUCAAAACCCGGUCUGGACCGUUAUUUCCUAGGAAACGGUUUGCUGUUGCGGUGGUUGAUGGAAGAAUCUACGUGGCGGGUGGGUCCCUACGUGCUUCAGCUGUGGAAGAGUAUGAUCCCCAUGUGGACGAGUGGCGCGUGGUGGGUACCGCCCCGAGGAGGAGGUACGGUUGUAUUGGUGUAGGGGUGGAUGGCGUGUUUUACAUUAUAGGCGGCUUAAUGAUCGGUGGCGCGUUCGAGUUACGCGCGGCCGAGGCACGUGUGUGUGCUAGCUCUAUGGACUUGUAUGACGUGGAAGCACGUGGGUGGUUGAGGAGUCGGGCGAUACCCGGUGGCGGGUGUGUGGUGGCGGCUUGUGGGGCGGAGGGGUGUGUAUACUUGCUUGCGAGCCACGCGGUUGAAUUGUCGUUUUGGCGGUUUAAUGGGAGGAGGAAAGGCGAGAAUGGCGGUGGGUUCGGAGAGUGGUGUCGGAUGAGGAGUCCGCCAUUGCCGGCGCAGGUUCGACUCGACGGAACGGUGAGGUUUAGUUGUGUAGGGGUGGAGGAUAAGGUGGUUUUGAUACAAGUAAUGGGGUGUAUUGAUGAUUUGUUGAGGAGAAGUGGUAGGAAUGGUAGAGGGUAUAAAGAAGGGCUAGUUUUAGUGUUUGAUUGUGUCACUGAGGAGUGGAGUAGAGGGCCUGAUUUACCUGAAGUGGUGCAAAGGGCAGCUUGUGUUUGUGUUGAGUGCUAGUAAAGAUUUGUGUAAAAUCAUAUAUAGUCUUUGUAUUUUUGGAAUUUGUAUAAGUAAUUUGUGGAUUGAAUCAUGUCUAAUUGUCUACUUCUCCGUUCGAUUGUACCUGCUAUUGAUAAUGAUAUUUUUUCACACGAUAUGUUAAAUCGAGUGCGAGUAUUAUAGAACGGAGAAAGUAUUAUAUACGUUUUUUCAUUGUAACGAUCAGGAAGCCACUUUUAUAGUUGUUUCAUGGUUAACAUAGAUGGGUUUGAUGCCAUUAUGAUUUAUUUACAAUGGUGAUAAUCUUAAUGAUCUUUACUUAUACAUAGUAUUUUGCCCAAUGUAAAUAGGGCUUUAGGUUAUAUACUUAUAUCCAUAUUGUGGAAUGUGGAUGUUACAAAUGUAUGUUUCAUUCAUUGAGAAAUUUGGUACUUAGAAGUUUAUUGGUAUUUUUAGUAC